AUGGAAGAGAGUAGUCAAAAGAAAUCAGAGAGCUCUUUUUCUCAAUUGAACGUCGUUGAGGAUAAUAAUAAACAAGAAACAGGAGAUACAAGAAGUGCAGAAGAGGAAUGGAAGCCUAGGCCUGGAAUGGCUUUUGAUUCAUUUGAUAAGCUUUUCCAACACUACAAAAACUAUGGGAAUAAAAUGGGUUUUGAAGUAAUUGUAAGAACUUCAAAGAAAGGAGAUGAUGGAGAGGUAAGAUUUGCGACAGUGACUUGUUCUCGUAGUGGGAAGUCGAGCAAUAACUCUAGAAAUGCCUUUAAAAUGCAUCCCGUGACAAAAACUGAUUGUAAGGCUCAGAUUGGUGCAUCAGUACGUUCUGACAGAAAAUGGCAGAUAUGUUCAGUAGUCUUUGAUCAUAACCAUGAACUCAAUAGUCCUGCCAAAACUAGAUUUUUCAAGAGCAAUCGCGUAAUACAACCAUAUGUGAAAAGGAAGCUGGAAGUGAAUGAUAGGGUUGGGAUUAGGCCAAAUAAAAACUUUCAUUCCUUAUUAGUUGAAGCAGGCGGUGCUGAGAAUUUGCCUUUCCUACAGAAAGAUUGUAGAAACUGCAUUGAAAAAGUUAGGAGACUCCGACUUGGUGUUGGAGAUGCUUCUGCAAUCUAA
Pistacia vera is the source of this 645-nucleotide messenger RNA. RefSeq names its product protein FAR-RED IMPAIRED RESPONSE 1-like. NCBI's taxonomy places the organism in Eukaryota, Viridiplantae, Streptophyta, Magnoliopsida, Sapindales, Anacardiaceae. The transcript is spliced from 2 exons. The record is from RefSeq and is a predicted model, not a curated record. Bases 1 to 645 code for a protein of 214 amino acids.